Rattus rattus (black rat) is the source of this 2998-nucleotide messenger RNA. RefSeq names its product MRE11 homolog, double strand break repair nuclease (gene Mre11). The transcript is spliced from 20 exons. Lineage: Eukaryota; Metazoa; Chordata; Mammalia; Rodentia; Muridae. The record is from RefSeq and is a predicted model, not a curated record. The coding region runs from base 369 to 2483 and encodes 704 amino acids. Gene Ontology annotation, molecular function: manganese ion binding; DNA endonuclease activity; 3'-5'-DNA exonuclease activity. Gene Ontology annotation, cellular component: nucleus; Mre11 complex. Gene Ontology annotation, biological process: mitotic G2 DNA damage checkpoint signaling; telomere maintenance; mitotic intra-S DNA damage checkpoint signaling.
CCCCGAGGUAGAGAUAGCCUGUGGCCUCGCUGGUCGGCUCUGACAAGUUCAGGUUGGGGUAACUUAGGCCUUGCUACGGUCUUGUAGCGUGUGGGUCCCGGGCGGAAGCCCCGAGUGCGUGGAGCCGUCAGGGAAGACCGGCCGGGUGGGCUGGAAGGGAUGCGGGCUCUGCGUUCCGUUUCAGAGUCCCUCGGGUAGAAGUUCGUCUGUAGUGGCAGCACCGCCUUCGCAGAGUGACCACUCUGAGCUGUCUGUCACCGUGGAUCCGAAAGAGUUUGGAAUCGGGUGUUUUUUUUCUGACGUACCUGAACACAGAACCCCAGGGUACUUGGAGAGGAACCUGGUCCUAGAGGAACUCUACCAUAAAAAUGAGCCCCGCAGAUCCGCUUGAUGAUGAAGACACAUUUAAAAUCCUGGUUGCCACUGAUAUUCAUCUUGGAUUUAUGGAAAAAGAUGCAGUUAGAGGAAAUGACACAUUUGUGACAUUUGAUGAAAUUUUAAGACUUGCCCUGGAAAAUGAAGUGGAUUUUAUUUUGUUAGGUGGUGAUCUUUUCCAUGAAAACAAGCCCUCAAGGAAAACCCUGCACAGCUGCUUAGAGCUGCUUAGGAAGUACUGUAUGGGUGACCGCCCCGUGCAAUUUGAGAUCAUCAGUGACCAGUCAGUCAACUUUGGUUUUAGUAAGUUUCCAUGGGUGAACUACCAGGAUGGCAAUCUCAACAUCUCCAUUCCAGUGUUUAGUAUCCACGGCAACCAUGAUGAUCCCACAGGGGCAGAUGCCCUCUGUGCCCUGGAUGUUUUAAGCUGUGCUGGGUUUGUGAAUCACUUUGGACGGUCAAUGUCUGUGGAGAAGGUUGACAUUAGUCCAGUUCUGCUGCAGAAAGGAAGCACAAAACUCGCUCUGUACGGCUUAGGGUCCAUUCCAGAUGAAAGGCUCUAUCGGAUGUUUGUCAAUAAGAAAGUAACGAUGUUGAGGCCUAAGGAAGACGAGAACUCAUGGUUUAACUUAUUCGUGAUUCAUCAGAACAGGAGUAAACACGGAAGCACCAACUUCAUCCCAGAGCAGUUUUUGGAUGACUUCAUUGACCUGGUCAUCUGGGGCCAUGAACAUGAGUGUAAAAUCGGCCCAACCAGGAAUGAGCAGCAGCUCUUCUAUGUGUCUCAGCCUGGAAGCUCGGUGGUGACGGCCCUUUCCCCUGGAGAAACUGUGAAGAAACAUGUAGGCCUUUUACGCGUUAAAGGGAGAAAGAUGAACAUGCAGAAGCUGCCUCUCCGCACAGUGCGACAGUUCUUCAUGGAAGAUGUGGUCCUGGCUAACCACCCAAGCCUGUUCAACCCUGACAAUCCUAAGGUGACCCAGGCCAUCCAGAGCUUCUGUUUGGAGAAGAUUGAAGAAAUGCUUGACAGUGCUGAGCGGGAACGGCUGGGGAAUCCUCAGCAGCCGGAGAAGCCUCUCAUCCGACUACGGGUGGACUACAGUGGAGGCUUUGAACCUUUCAACGUUCUUCGUUUCAGCCAGAAGUUUGUGGAUCGGGUUGCUAACCCAAAAGAUGUCAUCCACUUUUUCAGACACAGGGAACAAAAAGGAAAAACAGGAGAAGAGAUCAACUUUGGGAAGCUCAUCAUAAAGCCUGCUUCAGAAGGAACGACGCUCAGAGUAGAAGACCUUGUAAAGCAGUAUUUCCAAACUGCAGAGAAGAAUGUUCAGCUCUCACUGCUGACAGAAAGAGGGAUGGGUGAAGCGGUUCAAGAGUUUGUGGACAAGGAAGAGAAAGAUGCCAUCGAGGAAUUAGUGAAGUACCAGCUGGAGAAAACGCAGCGGUUUCUUAAGGAGCGCCACAUCGAUGCUCUAGAAGACAAGAUUGAUGAAGAGGUCCGACGUUUCAGAGAAAGCAGACAGAGAAAUACCAACGAAGAAGACGAUGAAGUUCGAGAGGCCAUGAGCAGGGCCCGGGCCCUCAGGUCACAGUCAGAGAACGCCGCCUCAGCCUUCAGUGCAGAUGACCUGAGUUUUGAUAUAACGGAGCAGACAGCAGAUGACUCUGACGAUAGCCAGUCAGCAGUGCCGAGCCGAGGCCGAGGUCGCGGCCGAGGACGAAGAGGAGGCAGAGGGCAGAGCACUACACCCAGAGGAGGCUCUCAGAGAGGCCGAGACACUGGGCUGGGGAUCUCUACUCGGGGCAGGAGCUCAAAGGCCACUGCGUCAACAUCUAGAAAUAUGUCCAUUAUAGAUGCUUUCAGAUCUACCCGACAGCAGCCUUCCAGAAAUGUAGCCACUAAGAAUUACUCAGAGACCAUUGAGGUGGAUGAAUCUGAUGAUGAUGACAGUUUUCCUACCAGCUCCAGGGCUGAUCAAAGGUGGUCGGGCACAGCACCUAGCAAACGGAUGUCCCAGAGCCAGACAGCCAAAGGGGUGGACUUUGAAUCAGACGAGUCUGCACCCAUCAACUCGGGACACCUGAAAUGCUCCAGCUACUUUUUCUAGCAAAAGCUGAAGACAGCUUUACUCAGUUCUUCCUCUGUCUGCCUGAAACCAGUCUAUUCUGUUGUGAAAGGGUGAUGGGAAACAAGAGUCACAGUCCUUGGGACUUUUCUCUGUGACUACCUUGUCUGUUGACUCAAUUUCCAAGAGGGUAGAAGAGUGAAUAAGUCUAGGUGUGGCCAAUGAGACUCAGUGGUGAAGCGACUGCCACACAAGCCCAGCUGCCACUGCACAAGCUGGCGGCAGCGCAAGUUUGUGAGCCCUGAGGCCCACAAAGGUAGGAUGGAGAAAGUGUUUCUGUGAAGUUGUCCUGAUGGAGCACACAACUGUGCAUGGAAGGGCACACAUAUACACAGUCGUAUUAAUAAUAAUAGUAAUGAUAAUGGGAAUGAGAAAACUUCACGAACAGAAUAAAAAAUGACGUGAAUAUUUUCUGUCCUGGCUCUCCUACACCUCAUACUUUUACUAAGGUUUGUGACUGGAAAAAGUGUGUGCAUUGUGUGUUACAGAUGUGUGCA